CUGCCAUUGUCGUUGGCAGUUUUCCAAAGCUCUUUCAUUUUUAUUAUUAUUGUAUUUGGUACAUCUAAAUUCAACUAUUAUUUUUAAAAAGGUGUAAUUAUCCAACCCUUUUUUUCCAUUUCUGGCAACCAUCAGCUACGAGUUUUAACUCAAUUUGUUUCUAGAAAUGAACAACUUUCUCCAGCGACUCAGUGGGAUAACCUCGUUUGCCAUGUCGACGCUCAUGGCCCUCGUAGUUCUAAUCUCGCUAACCACCCCUUUCCUCCCAUCCAACCCCACGCACGCCAUCCAACUGCACAAUGUACAAACGACCACUGGGCGCAUGAUGGAUCCCUAUGACAAAACAUCUCGCACAGCAGAGUACGCCCGCCUAACCUUUGACGUGGACGCCGACCUAUCCAGCAUGUUCAACUGGAACACCAAGCUCCUGUUCACGUACAUCACAGUAGACUAUCAAUCUAGCAGUGGUUUCAACCGUGUGGUUAUUUGGGAUAGGAUUGUUCGGGGAAAGAGGCAGGCGAAGCUGAAGCUGAGGAAGCACCAUAAUAAGUAUUUGCUGAGGAAUUUCGCGCAAACAUUUGAGGGCGUGGAGGGCGCGAACUUGACUUUAAUCGUUAAUCCUGUGCCGUAUUUGGGUGUCAUGUAUGAUAAGACUAUGAGCAGCAUUCCGUUCAGUAUUCCUCGGGCGCUCAAGGCCGGAGCCAAGAAAUGAGCGAAAAAAGGAGGUGAUGUAGCAAAUAAUUAGCCGGGGCUUAUAAUUUUCUUUCACAGAGAGCCGUUUUUUUUGUUGGCCAAACUUUUUUAUAUCGAAAUGACAGUUAAUAUCAAAAUGAUAUACCAAAAU
Molecule: messenger RNA, 844 nt
Organism: Kickxella alabastrina
Lineage: Eukaryota; Fungi; Kickxellomycota; Kickxellomycetes; Kickxellales; Kickxellaceae
Product: signal peptidase 22kDa subunit
Exons: 1
Coding region: 167-712 (181 amino acids)
Biological process (GO): protein targeting to ER
Cellular component (GO): signal peptidase complex; membrane
Source: RefSeq, a predicted model, not a curated record